AGCGUCAUCACGCAGGACCAUCUCUCACCACUGAGCGGCACUGUCAACUCAGCGUUUUGAAGAGAAAAAAAAGACAAUGUCAGUGGUGAGCGCGCUGCCUUUCAUGAGGGCGCUCCACAUGCCCUCUCCGGGGCCUCGGGGCCGCCGCCAUACGCUACCGGCCAGCGAGUUCCGCUCCCUCAGUCCGGAGGAUGCAAUCAGCGUGUUCGAGAUAGAGAGAGAAGCCUUCAUCUCAGUGUCUGGUGAGUGCCCCCUCCACCUAGACGAGGUGCGUCACUUCCUCACCCUGUGUCCAGAGCUGUCUCUUGGCUGGUUCGAGGAGGGACGUCUGGUGGCUUUUAUCAUUGGCUCUCUGUGGGACCAGGAGAGGCUUACCAUGGAGGCUCUGACUCUCCAUAAGCCUCACGGCCCCACAGUGCACAUUCACGUACUGGCUGUCCACCGGACCUUCCGUCAGCAGGGCAAAGGAUCCAUCCUGAUGUGGCGCUACCUGCAGUACCUCAGGUGCCUGCCCUAUGUCCGCCGUGCCGUGCUCAUGUGCGAGGACUUCCUAGUUCCCUUCUACCAGAAGUCGGGUUUCAAGGUGCAGGGCCCCAGUAAGAUCACGGUGGGGCCCCUCACGUUCAUCGAGAUGUUGUACCCGGUCAGGGGCCAUGCCUUCAUGCGACGUAACAGCGGGUGCUGAGGUCAUAUGUGACGUCUUGUGGAUUCACCUGUGGUUAUCCUCGUGGGAACAGGAUGAGGGGAUGCUUGAGCCAUGUUGUUCGUGAGCGAUGGACACAGUGGUUGUGAUCGUUACUGUGAGAGACUUGUUCAGCACAGUGUGGUGUGUGUUCUCACUGGGAGUCUGCACAGAGCUGAGAACAGAAAGCUGCCGUCCAACUGCUUGGUACAGCUGUCAGGAAAAGUCUUCGGAAAAUACAACAAAACAAAAUCUUUCUUUGCUUUUUAGUCGAUCUAGGACAUAGAAACCAAAUCAUUGCAGCAAGAAUAUAAACCCUGAUUUCAGUUCUCAGCAUGUUUUUACAUGAAAUUAUUUUCUUUGUUAUGAUAAAUGCUGGACAUUUAUCAUCAUAUUCACUAGAACGAGCUGCCUUGUUUUUUUAUUUAACCAGUCUAUAACAUGGUAUUUAUAUAUGAAGUCACAAGGAUCAUUUUUGCUUAAUAAAACUGGUAUAUAUCCAUUGUUAAUGUUUUCAUUAACAUUGUAACAUUAUGCCUUUUAAAGCAUGUAUAGCCAUUAUACAACUACACAGUAACAUGCCAGGGUAACCCAUCCACUGUCAGUAACCAUGGAAACAGAUGGAGGGAUAUCAGCACGAGCUUGAGUAAAGAACUUGAACAGUGGAAGAAUUUAAGUGAAAAGCUUGUAAGGGUUGUACGGCAUGUAAUGUACUUUCAUGUAUUUUAUAGAGCAACAUAAAGCCUGUAAUACAAUGUAAGGAAUAUAACUUAUUUUAGACAUCCUAAAUACUGUAUAUGAAAAUAUAUUAUCUCUCCUUUAUUUUCCU
Paralichthys olivaceus (Japanese flounder) is the source of this 1511-nucleotide messenger RNA. RefSeq names its product arylalkylamine N-acetyltransferase 1 (gene aanat1). Gene Ontology annotation, molecular function: aralkylamine N-acetyltransferase activity. Lineage: Eukaryota; Metazoa; Chordata; Actinopteri; Pleuronectiformes; Paralichthyidae. Gene Ontology annotation, biological process: response to light stimulus; circadian rhythm. Gene Ontology annotation, cellular component: cytoplasm. The record is from RefSeq and is a predicted model, not a curated record.